CGCGCCACGGCGGGAAUAGUGGCGGGAGCAGCGGGGCGGAGCGCAGCUGCCAGGCCGCCGCUGCCGCUUCUAGAACGUUUUCCCCGCCACGACUGGCGUGGGAGGAGUCGGCGCUUCGGAAUGGGAUGGGCGGGGCGGGAUGGAAAGUUCCACAGCGCCGCGCGGAGUUUGUGGGAGCGUCAAUGGCGCUGCUGGGCGGGACACCGCCUGGCAUGGGCGGAGUCAGCGGCUGUGGGCGGGGCCUCUGGCGGGCGGGGCGGGCUGGAAGGUUCCGCGGCGGGUGGGCGGGGGAACGAGCGCGCCUGGGCCGUCGCCGUGCCGCCAUGGACUCCCGCAAGCUGAGUGAACUGCGGGCCUUCGUCCGGCUGUGCAAGCAGAACCCGGGCCUGCUGCACACCCCGGAGCUCGCCUUCCUCCGCGAGUGGGUGGAGAGUAUGGGAGGCACAAUACCACCUGCUCCAGCCAAUGCCUCCACACAGGAGACAAGUAAGGACAAAGCAGAGGAGCACCCAGAGGAGCCGGUUAAAUCACCUGAACCAGAAAGUGAAGAGAGCGACUUAGAAAUUGAUAAUGAGGGAGUGAUUGAACCAGACAGCGAUGACCCUCAAGAAAUGGGAGAUGAAAAUGUGGAGGUAACUGAAGAGAUGGCAGAUCAAGCUAAUGAAAAGAAGAUUGAAGCAAUAAAUGCUCUCAGUGAAGGGGACCUUCAGAAGGCUGUUGACUUGUUCACAGAUGCUAUCAAACUGAAUCCGUGUUUGGCCAUCUUGUAUGCCAAGAGGGCAAGUGUUUUUGUGAAGCUACAGAAGCCAAAUGCUGCCAUUAGAGAUUGUGACAGAGCCAUCAAGAUUAAUCCUGACUCGGCGCAGACCUAUAAAUGGAGGGGGAAAGCACAUAGACUUCUUGGUCACUGGGAGGAGGCUGCUCAUGAUCUUGCAUUGGCUUGUAAACUGGAUUAUGAUGAAGAUGCAAGCGCCAUGCUGAAGGAGGUGCAGCCAAGAGCUCAGAAAAUUGCAGAACAUCGACGAAAAUAUGAGAGGAAGCGUGAAGAAAAGGAAAUCAAGGAAAGACUGGAAAGAGUGAAGAAGGCACGGGAGGAGCAUGAGAAAGCACAAAGGGAGGAAGAAGCAAGACGACAGGCAGGAGGAGCUCAGUUUGGUGGCUUCCCAGGUGGCUUUCCAGGUGGCUUUCCUGGGGCUGGAGGCAUGCCAGGAAUGGCAGGUAUGCCAGGUCUCAAUGAGAUUCUCAGUGAUCCAGAAGUUCUUGCAGCUAUGCAGGAUCCAGAAGUUAUGGUUGCAUUCCAAGAUGUUGCCCAGAACCCAGCAAAUAUGUCCAAGUACCAGAGCAAUCCCAAGGUCAUGAAUCUCAUCAGUAAAUUGUCUGCCAAAUUUGGCAGUAAACCGUAAAAUCCCUGGUUCUUAAAAAUCAUAUCUGAAUGGCAAAGAUUGGAUUUGGCUAACCAGUGUUGCAAUAAAACAAACCAUUUUACCUCUGAUCUUCUUAAGAAGAGAAAUGGGGUGUUCUAAGGAGAACUGCUCUCUAGCCCCAAGUAUUGACUUUAUUCAAUUUUUGGUUUAUAGAACUCAAAUUAUAUUCAGAUGACCUAGUUUUCAACCAUCCCUUCUUGUCCAACAGUUGCAACCUUCCAUUAUAAGUAUUACAGACAAUUUUCUCUGAACAUUCUUAUUACAAAUUGUGGUAUUUCAGGAGUAUAAGAUAAAAACAUGCUAUUUUUUAAAUUGCUCUCACUAGGCAAAGGGGAAAGAACUUUAACAACUGAAGUCUGACUUAAUCCCCUUAAUCCCCUUAGAAAAAUAGCAAAGGUGGGGCAAGUCUGAAGAAUUAACUGGAUAAAGGAAUUGUCUGCAAAUACUUUUUUUUUUUUAUGGGUGAUUGACUUUUUCAAGCUAUUAUCAGUAUAAUCAGGCUAGCUAGUUACACACUGGAACUUCUGGCAGUACUGCAAAUACUAAAUCAUUUUGAUCACCACAACUGUGCAGCAAAGGUACAGUUCUACCCUUUGCACAAACUGGCAUGAAGUACAUAUAGCUGAGGCCACACAUGUUUUGUUACUUGUUCAGCUCUUGUCCAGUACCUUUAUGUAACAUUUUAUUUAUCGGUCUGGAUAUGGGAGAGCAGCUUCCUGUCUGUGCUUGUGCUCUUGUCCUUUCCCAGUUGGCAGGCCCUCUGCUGGUUGCACUUGGGGCCAUGCUUACCAGGUUGCAUCUAUUUGGAAACUUUAGGGAAGGAAUUUUGUUCCCAUCACUACCUCUGUCCCACUGAAUGCAAGCCAUCCAGAACAUGUACAUGCAGAGUUACAGAUUGGUGAAGGGGGGAAUACCCAACAAAAUUGCAGCUCUGGGUUCUGAAUUGGUUUGGGUUCUUACAUGCUCACUAAAUAAAAUUUUUUGGUCAAAGUCCUGCUGUCUCUGUAGAGGUGAUGACUCUUUCUUCACCACAUUCUGUAGUCUUCCAUCUCUUCUUGUAGCCUCUUGUUUAAGAAAAAAAUAAAGUAUCUGUUGUUGUGGUUUCACACCUCCAUGGUUUUGAGGCUUGUUAUAAGGAGGAAAAGGUGAAGUAAUUGGAACAGACAGGAUAUUCUUCUAACACAUGCAUUUAUCAGCAUGGGUAUCUUUGAAGCAGUGUCUGUGCUGAUGAUGUUCAGUGGAUUUGGCUACCAAUAAAAGCAGUUGUUGCUUCUGUUUGUCUUGGCUAAAACAUCUUUAUGUGGAAAGAGUGACUAUAGUUACCUGUUCACCCCUUGAGUUUCAAGGUUUAUGUUACUAUUUCGUAGUUCUGUAUCUUAAGCCAUAACUGGUGUUACCAUCUUUAAACAAAUCUGGUUUGAUGUAGGAACUCAACAGCCGUUGCAAAAAAGUAAAUCCCCAAAUGCUUUUUCUCCUACUAAUUACCCUGCACAAGGAAAUGUGAAUCUUUUUGCUUAAAAAAUACAGUUCUGAAUACUUCUUAGCCUUUAAAAAUAAAGUAUGGUUUUGAAAAACACA
Molecule: messenger RNA, 3002 nt
Organism: Oenanthe melanoleuca
Lineage: Eukaryota; Metazoa; Chordata; Aves; Passeriformes; Muscicapidae
Gene: ST13
Product: ST13 Hsp70 interacting protein
Exons: 12
Coding region: 126-1403 (425 amino acids)
Molecular function (GO): protein dimerization activity; Hsp70 protein binding
Source: RefSeq, a predicted model, not a curated record